This is a messenger RNA of Limulus polyphemus (Atlantic horseshoe crab), 3700 nucleotides long. Its product is annotated as metabotropic glutamate receptor 4-like. Bases 181 to 2079 code for a protein of 632 amino acids. NCBI's taxonomy places the organism in Eukaryota, Metazoa, Arthropoda, Merostomata, Xiphosura, Limulidae. Gene Ontology annotation, cellular component: membrane. Gene Ontology annotation, molecular function: adenylate cyclase inhibiting G protein-coupled glutamate receptor activity. The transcript is spliced from 4 exons. The record is from RefSeq and is a predicted model, not a curated record. Gene Ontology annotation, biological process: G protein-coupled receptor signaling pathway.
AACGUGUUGGAAGAACGUCUGGCUCAGAAUAAUAUUUGCAUCGCAGUCAAGGAGAAACUGACCAAAGACUCUGGAGUUGCGUCCGAAGGAGUUUACGACAAGAUUGUCCGAAAACUUCUAUCCAAACAACGCGCCCGAGGUGUGAUAAUAUUUGGGUCUGAUCAAGAAGUUGCUGGAGUCAUGAGAGCGGUUAAAAGAAAUAAUGCUACAGGAUACUUUUCUUGGAUUGGUAGCGAUGGCUGGAGCGCACGAUCCCUCGUCUUCGAUGGUAAUGAACCUCAAGUAGAGGGAACCUUAUCUGUCCAACCUCGUGCCCAUCUUGUGCAAGGCUUUGAUAAAUACUUCAUGGGUUUGAACGUGAAGAAUAACAAGAGGAAUCCCUGGUUUAUAGAGUAUUGGGAACAGUACUUCAACUGUAAGUGGCCUAAGAGCAUGACGACGCCGUACAAUCAGAAUUACGACAGGUACUGCACUGGGGAUGAAAAGAUGACGUACGAGAACGGAUACGAACCUGAAAGACAACUCCAAUUUGUCAGUGACGCUGUUCUAGCUUUCGCCUACGCAUUUCGUGACAUGCACCGAGACCUAUGUGGCGGGAAAGAAGGCAUGUGCCGAAGAAUGGAUCCCAUCGAUGGUACAGAGCUCUUAAAGUAUCUGUACAAAGUUCAUUUUACAGGUUUAAGUAGAGACGAAUUCCAAUUUUCCAGCAAUGGCGACGGACCUGCACGUUACAACAUCAUACACUUUAAACAGAUGGAGCCAGGAAGUUAUCAGUGGGUCCGAGUGGGCGAAUACAGAAAUGGUCAGUUGACCCUGAAUCUCUCGAAAGUCCAGUUCCACCUGUACGAGCCAGAGAUGCCGCCCUCUGUCUGCAGUUAUCCGUGUUUAAAAGGUCAGGCUAAGAAGUUGGUAGAAGGGGAAAAUUGUUGUUGGCAUUGUUUUAAUUGCACCAAAUACCAAGUUCUCCUCUCCGAGACUCAGUGUGUAGAGUGUCCUCUGGGGUUCCUCCCAGACACUGACCACAAAAGUUGCAUUGCUAUUCCAGAGCUGUAUAUGAGUCCAGAUAGUUCCUGGGCCAUAGGAGCGCUCGCCUUCUCUACCACUGGGAUCUCUGUUACAGUGUUCGUGAUCGUCGUGUUCAUUCGGUAUAAUGACACUCCAGUGGUCAGGGCGUCCGGUCGGGAACUCAGUUACGUUCUCUUGGCCGGUAUAUUAAUGUGCUACGGGAUGACGUACGUGCUGGUCCAGCGCCCAACAAACUUUAUCUGUGGUGCGCAGAAAGCCGGUAUCGGUUUGUGUUUCUCCGUUGUUUACAGCGCACUUCUGACCAAAACCAACAGAAUCGCUCGGAUCUUCAAUGCCGGUAAACGGAGUGCAAGAAGGCCAAGCUUCAUUAGUCCCAAAUCUCAACUGGUCAUCUGCGGAGCGCUGGUCAGUAUCCAGAUAUCAAUUACUGUCGUAUGGCUAGCUUUCACGCCCCCAAAGGCGAUUCAUCAUUUCCCGACUCGAGAAGAUAACCACGUCGUGUGUGCAGCUUCUAUUAACGCCAGCUACAUGGUAGCCUUCGCAUACCCAAUAACUCUAACCCUCAUCUGUACCGUGUACGCUAUUCUUACAAGAAAGAUACCCGAAGCAUUCAACGAGUCCAAAUAUAUAGGUUUUACCAUGUACACCACUUGUAUUAUAUGGCUUGCUUUUGUACCCAUCUACUUCUCCACAGCUGAGCACGUGGCUCUUAACGUUACCUCCAUGUCGUUAGCUAUUAGUCUCAGUUCAACGGUAACUCUAGUUUGCCUGUUUACUCCUAAACUUUACAUUCUGCUAUUACAUCCAGAGAAAAACAUCCGCCAGUCGAUGAUGCCUCAGAACAAAUAUGGAACUUUAAAAAAUACUACGUUAACCACCACGUCGUCGGCCCGGGUGGAAUCGGGCACGCAAUCUGAAGACUACGAAAUGAGCGGGAAGAUCCGUUCUUUUUGUUCCAUCAGCAGUUCGGUAUCCCGGAUCAGUUGUGCUACACAGACUCCGAACGGACCACCAGCCGAACUUAGCUACGCAGAUAAGGACGUUUUUCUGUGAGGAUCAGUUUCUAGAUCGCCCCGCACUCCGACAAAACGGAUCAAACGAGUUGUCUACAGUGGGGAUCUACGCACGUGAAUAGCAGCGAAAGUGAAAGUAACGGAAACGAUAUACAUAUCGUAUUCAUAGAUGCGAUAUUUUCCGCGCGUUUGUCAUUUACCUGAUUAUUGUUAGAGUAUAGAUAUUAGGGAUUUUUUUUCUCGAACAUUCUUCAGCGUUACCAUGUUCACUUCUUCCACUUGUACUCCGAAAUGUAAAUAACUCUCUAACAUUAGUUAUCACAUGACGAUUGUUUAACAUUAUCGAAACAUUAGGUUGUUGUGGUACCGCAAUAAAAAAAAAAGUGUAAUAACGACCACAGCAGCCACCUGGAUGUUAUCAUUUUCUGUUGGUAACUAUUGAGAGUACUUAAUGAUAUUAUUGUUAACAUUUCAAAAUAUAUAUUAAAUAAGCGUUGAUUUUCCUGCCGCUUGAAUAUAGUAAACCCCUGAAAUUUAUCGUAUGGAACGAACUGAAACACCUUCAAAGUACCACGUGUUUAUUUCCUCGUGAAUAAUGUGAUAUUUCAAACGGAUGUGGUAAGACAAAUGGACCGUUAAUAAUGGGGCUCCGGUCGUAAAGUGAUUACCCAUUCGUAUAUAUAUAUAUAUCCUUGUUAUUUCAAGUAAAGAGCGUAACGCCCUUCCCGAGAUAUCACAGGAUCCUAUAAAAGUUGCAGCUAGUACAAUAUCGUGUAGUUUUUCUGAAUAUUAAAACUAUGUUCGAAGUAUCGAAUGUUACCAUAUAGUUUUGGUUUUAGUUCUCGGUUAACAAAUGAUGUGUUACUGCUUCAGGGCUGAAAGACACUAAACCUUCCUCUCUUGUAGUACUAUGUGACAAUAUGCUAAUAUUUUAACACUAUAUGAGACUGAAUGUGCCCUUCUCUGGAAACUUCAUGACGCCAGUAGUGCUGAAUGAUACUAGAUGUGCCAUUUCUUGAGGUGACGAGUAGUACCAAAUAUACCAAUCAUUUAGCACUCGACAACUUUGGAUGUGACACUUCGUGACGCCAGUAGUGCUGAAUGAUACUAGAUGUGCCAUUUCUUGAGGUGAUGAGUAGUACCAAAUAUACCAAUCAUUUAGCACUCGACAACUUUGGAUGUGACACUUCAUGACGCCAGUAGUGCUGAAUGAUAUUAGAUGAGUCAUUUCUUGAGGUGAUGAGUAGUACCAAAUGUACCAAUCAUUUAGCACUCGACAACUUUGGAUGUGACACUACAUGAUACUAGAUGUGCUAAAUGAUACUAGAUGUGGCAUUUUGUGAGGUGAUGAGUACUACCAAAUAUACCAAUCACUUAGCAUUCGACAACUUUGGAUGUGAGACUACAUGGCACUAGAUGUGGCAUUUUUGGAGGUGAUGAGUACUACCAAAUAUACCAAUCACUUAGCAUUCGACAACUUUGGAUGUGAGACUACAUGGCACUAGAUGUGCUUCACUGUUGUUACACUGAAUGACAUAAAUGUGACACUCGUUGAACGACACUAAAUGUGACAUUAUUUUAGUGUUGAAUAACAUUGGAUAAUCCACUCUUUUAAUUCGGGACAGUAACGAGUGUUUUAUAAUAGCGGAUGUAUGUAUCAC